AUGUCUUCCCCCAGAAUAAAGGAUGCUGUCUUCCUAAUAUUGACACAAACUGCAACAAAAGGAUUCACCUUCAUAUCGAAUCAACUUCUUCUUCGAAGAAUCACGCCAGAAGUUUUCGGAGUUGCUGCGUACUUCGAGUUUAUCAUCAACACUGUUCUAUUCUUCUCUCGGGAGGCAGAACGCAUGUCUAUUCAAAGAAUCAAUGAUGCUGAUCAGAAGAACGUGCGUCAAGCUGUCAUAAAUUUUGGUUGUCUUCCUUUCUUUCUCAGUUUACCGAUAUUUGUUAUCGUAUAUCUCAUGCAGAGAUCCUCGUCAUUGUAUACUGAUACUAUCUGCAAAUUGGAUAAUUUUCAGGUUCUAUUGGUGAUCCUUGUAGCACUGGUUCAAAUUGAGCUACUUGCAGAGCCAUUCGCUGCCUUGAAUCAGUUUGCAGUCAACUUGAAAGCAAAAUCAAAGGCGGAGGGUCUGGCUGUAUUUGUGAAGUGCGUGGCCACUGUGGCGCUGAUCAUACUAAUUCAAAAAAAGAGUUUGAGCCAUGUUUCUCAUGUGUUUGCUUUUGCAGUGGGCCAUCUUGCUUAUGCUUUGACCAUUUUUGUAGUCUAUUGGAGCUCGUCAGUAACAUCAUUCCCAAUCCCAAAAAAACUCAAAGACGGAAGGCUCUUGGACAGAAGCACAGUCCCAAUUUGGCGUUCUUUGUCACUUCAAAUGAUAUUCAAGCAUCUUUUGACAGAGGGUGACACCCUUCUUGUCAGCUAUCUUUUUACAGUGUCUCAACAAGGAGUUUACUCACUCAUUUCCAACUAUGGUUCACUCCUAGCACGUCUUCUUUUCCAGCCGAUCGAGGAAACGCUACGCGUUUCUAUGACAAAAAUUAUUUCAAGCAAGAACGCCGAUUUGAAACAAUCGUACGAGUUUAUGUCUACGAUGACCGUUUUCUAUACAAAUUUAUGUGUUCUCGUUCUUCUCGGUGGAUACACUAAUGGAUCAUUCAUGCUACGUUGUGUUUUAGGCAAUAGUGCCAACUGGCUGGGAUCAGAUAUCUAUUCGAUGUUUCCGUUCUAUAUCUUGUACAUUCCUUUUAUGGCAUUCAACGGAAUUUUUGAGGCAUUUUUGAGCAGUGCUUCAACUCACAAAGAAAUCGGACGCUUUUCUGUGUUCAUGUCUAUUCUGAGUAUCAUUGUCUUGACCAUUCUGUACGUCUUGAUAGGGAAAUUGCACAUGGGAAUUCUCGGACUCAUCAUUUCCAAUAUCAUUAACAUGACGAUGCGGAUCCUGUAUUGUCUUGUAUUCAUGUCAAACUUUUUUAAAAGUAAGGUGGGAGUCAAGGCUGGUCCGUUGAUUAGGAGGCUUUCAAACCCAGUAGGACUUGCUCUUUCUGCAUUUGCGGCUCAAUACUUGAUUCUCGGGCAUCUGAUGACAGAAACCCCAAGGGAGUUUAUUGUCAGUCUAGCUAUGUGUUUUGUAUGCCUCUUGGGUUGCGUCUGGAAUGAACGAGGAUUACUUCUAAGCAUCUUCAAUAAGAAAACUAAAAGCGACUAG
Messenger RNA from Australozyma saopauloensis, 1539 nucleotides. Its product is annotated as glycolipid translocation protein. Lineage: Eukaryota; Fungi; Ascomycota; Pichiomycetes; Serinales; Metschnikowiaceae. The record is from RefSeq and is a predicted model, not a curated record. Gene Ontology annotation, cellular component: endoplasmic reticulum membrane. Gene Ontology annotation, biological process: dolichol-linked oligosaccharide biosynthetic process; glycolipid translocation. Bases 1 to 1539 code for a protein of 512 amino acids. The transcript has a single exon.